Molecule: messenger RNA, 1128 nt
Organism: Brassica napus (rape)
Lineage: Eukaryota; Viridiplantae; Streptophyta; Magnoliopsida; Brassicales; Brassicaceae
Exons: 9
Coding region: 168-941 (257 amino acids)
Source: RefSeq, a predicted model, not a curated record
GCCGGUGUAACACAAGGUUAAAAGUGUCUUUUCGAACGUGGUGUUAAUGCUUAAACCCAAACUUCAUCUAAACUAAAAAAAAUUGGGUCAAAAAAACACUUUACCCUUAAGAACAGAACACAACAGUUUCGUGUUUCAACCUCUCCUUCGAAUCAGAAGCUUGUUUCAUGGAUAAUGGUACUCCUAAGAAAUUAAAUAUCUUACCUGAUCACUUUACUGUUCCUAACCAAACCACGGAAGCUGCUCAAGAGGACUCUCCUUCUUCUCCAUCAUCUUCUCACCCCAAAGACGACGAUAACAUUUCUUCAAGUAGGUCUCAUAGUCAAAGCCAGUCCAGUACUCGCAGGAAACUGAAAAGAGCAGCACAUAUGCUGAAUCUCUUCUCUCUUCGCCGUCUUCCUUGGGUUUCUGAUGGUCAAGACAAGGUAGAGCUAUCAGCAGCAGAGUUAGAGUCACUUAGAUCAGAACUAUCUGAGUUAGAAGAAAGAGAAUCUUACCUCAAAGCACAGCUUGAACAUGUGGAUGAAGUCCUGCGCUCUGCUCGUUUAUCUGGCUAUCUCUUUAUCCGUAGUCGUUGGGAAGCUCUCCCUGGUGAACCACCUCCGCUUGACGAUGCAGAAGUAGAUGACUGGCUCCCUAGAUUCGUCGUCCUUCAAGGACCUUGUCUCUUCUUCUACUUAUUAUCAACUGAUUUGAGCCCUCAAGACUCAACAUUGCUAGCGGAUAUCGUUGAAGUUGGUUCGUUGCCAAGCUACACGAGAGAGUUCGAUGAAACUCAUCACUGCUUUUAUAUCUUAACCCGUCAAGGUCUAAGGUUUGAGUGCUCAAGCACUUCUAAAACACAGGUGGAUUCGUGGUUGUCGGUAUUGCGACAUGAUUGUAGGUUUGUGCCAGAAGAAAGGUUACCAGAUGGAUCAAGCGAAACUGCUGGAGUGGAUUGAAGAUAGUUUUCAUUUUUUCUAUGUAUAUAAUAUGCUUCUUUUAAGAUAGUUAGAAUUCACGUCAUUGAAAAAUUCUUUUACUGAACUGGUGAUUAUAAACAUCAUGUGGCUUUGUUGUGGAGUUACUGAACUUUUAGGUGGACUCUCGGUUUGCAAUCAUGAAAGAGUAAAGAAAGAGUAACAACAA